ACUCAAUCAAUUAAUAACGGCUGCAACUAUGCACCUGCUGAUUGCACUGCUCAUCUUCACCGUGUUCUACACUACUGCCCAUGGGAAUUUACCCACGCGGGAGGACUAUAUUGCAUGUCCUAAAGGCUCAGUCAUCAACGGAUUCCAACUCAAACUUGAAACGAAACGAGGCGUUUUGAGCCUAGAUCAUGGUGUCACUGAACUGAUUUUUUUCUGCAAUCCACCGGACGGAAAUACCCUAAGCAUCGAUAACAAAAUUGUCAUUUACAAUGAUUCGCCAUAUGGAUACUGGAGAUCGAUUCAAUGGUGUCCCAAAGGAUCUGUUAUCAUUGGAAUCACAGAAAAAAUCGAUUCCGAAAAAUUUGACAACGCCGGUAUUACCAACUUUGGUGCUAGGUGCGGACGCCCAGAAGACAGAACUGAACAACCAUCUUUUCUCUUUGCCAAGCUCUACACUCAUGGUAAAUGGACCCUCCCGGAAAGCUGGUGUGAUGUUGGAUCGGCCUUGGCCAGUUUUAACCCAAGAUUUACCAGAAGACGAGGGCUCGAAAGCGCUAGUUAUGGAUGCCGCAAAGUCUAG
Molecule: messenger RNA, 580 nt
Organism: Caenorhabditis elegans
Lineage: Eukaryota; Metazoa; Nematoda; Chromadorea; Rhabditida; Rhabditidae
Gene: R105.5
Product: Vitelline membrane outer layer protein 1
Exons: 3
Coding region: 29-580 (183 amino acids)
Source: RefSeq, marked reviewed